Messenger RNA from Ctenocephalides felis (cat flea), 1529 nucleotides. It is a transcript of the gene ktub, whose product is annotated as protein king tubby 1. Gene Ontology annotation, biological process: protein localization to cilium. The record is from RefSeq and is a predicted model, not a curated record. The coding region runs from base 124 to 1302 and encodes 392 amino acids. The transcript has 7 exons. Lineage: Eukaryota; Metazoa; Arthropoda; Insecta; Siphonaptera; Pulicidae. Gene Ontology annotation, cellular component: cilium.
UACUUUUUUCAUUGUGAAUUAAAUCUGAUUGUUCAUUUUACUUAUCAUCGACUGAAGUUUUAAUUUAAUUGUAGACCGUAUUGUUUACCUCACGUAGCUCUAGACUGAUUAAUAGUACUUUAUAUGAUCAUGAAUGAAUACCAAAUUAGAGAUAGAGAGGAAAAAUUAGCGCACCAGCGUCGAGUUUUAGAGCAGAAACAGCGAAUGCGAAGAGCAACUCCAUCAGUUGUUCUAGCCAGCGAUGUUUCUCUUGAGUCUCCUUUUGUAAGACCAUCAUCUCAUAGUAAAAAUAAUUUAGAGAGACAUGCAUAUGAUGGCCCAAUGCAAUUCACAAUGUCACCAAAUAAUCCUGAUCAAAUAAUGACAAAAGUUACAGUUAAUACUUAUGAAGGUAGGAUUGGAGAAAUGAUAUUGGAAAAUGAUGAUCCUGAUGAAGAAAGUACUCCUUUAUCUAAUCAUGAAUCGGAGAACAGUGUAAUCAUCGCUCCUGCUGUAAUAGCAGCUUCCUCACCACCAGAGAUAAUUGAAGAGAGGGAAGGAGAUGUGGACAGCAAUUUAGAAAGAUUUGUUUUAAUGCCUGCAAAACUGAGGACACUAUAUCAAUGUCGAAUCACCAGGGACAGGAAAGGAAUGGAUCGAGGAUUAUACCCAACAUACUUUUUGCAUUUGGAACGUGAUUAUGGACGAAAAGUGUUUUUACUAGCAGCUAGGAAAAGAAAAAAGAGCAAAACAAGUAAUUACUUAAUCAGUGUUGAUCCUACAGACCUGUCCCGUGGAGCAGAUGGAUUUUUAGGAAAAGUCCGUGCUAAUUUGUUGGGCACUUCAUUCACAGUUUAUGAUAAUGGCUCAAGAGGUGGUGGAGAUUUACCUAGGAAAGAACUUGCUGCUAUAGUAUAUGACACAAAUGUGCUGGGCUUUAAAGGACCACGUAAAAUGACUAUUAUUCUACCAAGUAUGUCUGUUAAUAAUGAACGUGUUGUUGUAAAUUCAAGUGAUGACAAAGAAGGCCUUCUUGAUAGUUGGAAAAAUAAGAAUAUGGAUGAGCUUGUUGAACUCCAUAACAAAACACCUAUCUGGAAUGAAGAGACUCAGUCUUAUGUACUUAAUUUUCAUGGUCGUGUCACUCAAGCGUCAGUGAAGAAUUUUCAGAUCGUACAUGAUUCUGAACCAGAUUAUAUUGUGAUGCAAUUUGGAAGAAUUUCUGACGAUGUGUUCACAAUGGAUUUUAGAUAUCCGUUAUGUGCCUUGCAAGCAUUUGGCAUUGCCUUAAGUAGUUUUGAUGGCAAGAUUGCUUGUGAAUGAAUGAAUCUCAUCAAAAUUUAUUUUAUUAAUUAUGAUUACGCAUUAUGCAUUCAAAUUUUUGUCAAUUUAAGUUAUAAUAUUUAUUUGCUAGUGGUUUCAUUAGUUUUUAAUACGUACAUUUAUUAGUACAUUCCUAACAACAUACCAUAUUUAAAUUUAAAAAUGUUUUUGAGACAAAUAUGUUGAAUGAAUCUCUGUUAUCUAGUCACAACAUAAGUUAAUAUUUG